GGCAGUACCCGGAGGGAUGCACAGUGACAGGGAGAGCCGCCCUCAGACAUGGCUGAUAAUGAGGAGCUGCUGCCGACCGGCCAUGCCCGCUCCUCUAGUCCGACACAACCAGAGCCCAGCGAUGACAGCCAUUCUCCCCACAGACCCUCGGCUGAUAGCACCCCUCUGGGUGCCCACACCCUGUCCCAUUACACCUCCCGCUUGCCCCCGGGGUUGCUCCCCCUGCCGCCCGGUCUGCCUCUCCGCUUUGACCGAAACAUCAAACAGGCUUUCUACAACACCGGAGCGCUGCUGUUCGCUGCCGGCUGCUGUGGGGCGGCCGUGCUGGUCUACUUCAUCCUCGAGGCCUUCCUCAGGCCUCUCUUAUGGGCUGCGCUGUGUGGCACUUUCCUGCACCCGUUCAAGAGCUCGCUGACCGGCCUGUGCCGCCGCUGGCUGUGCCGCCUCCAGCGCCAGGGCUCCCCCAUCGUGCUGGCCACCCUGCUGCUGCCUGUUAGCUUCGCCAACCACUCUCUGGAGGCCGCUGGGGAGUUCGUUGGCCGCAGACUCCGUGUUCUUGUGCCCCUUCUGGCCGGAGCCCCCGUUGUGUACCUGCUGUACUGGGCCGGCAGCUACCUGGGAGUGCGAGAGCUGCUGGGGCACCUGUGCUCGGCGAUCUGUGGGGCCCUGGAGUACUUCAGCACGCUGUGGAUAUGGACGCUGGUGGUAGGCUAUGCACUGGCCGUAACGUUUAAAUGGAACCCAGACACCCAGCGAUAUCUCUCUGCUAUUUCCAUCCCUGUCUGGCUCAUACUGCUUUUUCAUUUAGCAUCGGUUGCUGGCUCCUGGAAGAUUCCUGUGUUUCUUCUGAUUGUCUUCCUCAUGACUGUUGGUGCGUUUCAUGAGAAACACCAUGCACAUGGGUCAUCAGGCACGGUGCUACCUGGACAAAUGAUCACCAUAGCGGCCUCGACCAUUGCCAUGGCAAUAUCCAUUACCGGCUUUGAGGAACAACAGGAGGAGACCUCUGCAUCACAAUCUGCAGUGGAGACGGAUAGGAAUGAUUCGCCUACCAGCACACCACAUGGCAGGAGACAAAGAAGUGACAUCAGUGCCUUUUUAAGAAAGAAGAAAACCAGCGACAUUUACUUUGUGCUCCUCGUCUGGGCUAUUGUCAUUGUACAGCUGUGGCUCAAUUUGUGGAUAAUACAGCUGCUUCCAGUGCCUAUUGCAGUGUUUGCCAUUAAGAAGCUUAUGACCCACUUUGGCGUGGUGAACUUCUUGGUAAAGCGUGUUGGCGCUUGGUGGGAAGUGGUAGAAGACUUUUUGAAGGAACGACAAGAGGCAUUGGCACCCAGACCAAUUCGAGGACUGGGACGGUUUAUUCUGAAAGUGGAUACUAAGAUGUGGCAUUGGCUUAAUGAGCAGAUGAUUGUCUGGCUGGAGAAAUCACUUGACAAAAUAAUCAGCAUAUUUAUAAUAUUCCUGCUUGUCAUUGGAACUCUUCUGCUUGCCCUGCUUCUAACAGCCAAGGUUCAUGAAGAAAGUGUGCAUAUCAUUGCAGUGACAAGCAACCUUAUAAAUGACACUGUUUCCAACCAUCCUGAAUGGGCAAAUUGGCUACCCGAAGCUCAAGUUAUCCAGAAUGCUCUCAACUCCGCUGCUAAUAAUGUGUAUCAGUAUGGAAGAGAAUGGAUUACCCAUAAGACAAAGGCACUUGCCGAGCCAUCAAAAAUUCUACUUCAUAAAAUCUUGGGGGAGAAAGUCAACAAUACUGCAGUGAUUGAGAAGCAAGUUCUGGAGCUUUGGGACAGACUGUAUCAUUCCUGGGUCAAUAAAAAUGUUACACAUUCCGGAAGACACAAGGGACAGCGAAUGCAAAUACAACGUCAGAACAGUUGGUUGGGAGAAAUUUUGGAUUGGCAAGACAUAGCUUCCUUCGUUCAUGAAAACAUUGAAACCUUUCUCUCGAUACUGGAGUCUCUUUGGAUUGUAAUGAGUCGUAAUUUAAGUCUUCUUUUUACUACUGUAACCACGUUAUUUACUGUCAUCAUCUACAGCGGCACAGCACUCCUCAACUUUGUGUUAUCGUUGGUGAUUUUCCUGACCACCCUGUUUUACCUAUUAAGCUCAAGUGACGAGUACUACAAACCCGUGAAAUGGGUGAUAAGUCUCACCCCACUAUCUCAGCCAGGACCAUCCUCCAAUAUCAUUGGUCAGUCAGUUGAAGAAGCCAUAAGGGGUGUGUUUGAUGCGUCCCUAAAAAUGGCUUGCUUCUACGGACUAUAUACUUGGCUCACUCAUACUAUUUUUGGGAUAAACAUUGUCUUUAUACCAUCUGCCUUGGCGGCAAUUCUUGGAGCAGUACCGUUUUUGGGGACAUAUUGGGCAGCUGUACCUGCUGUGCUGGACCUGUGGUUUGCCCAAGGAGAAAGCUGUAAAGCUGUGUUGCUGCUUGUGUGCCAUUUGUUACCAACCUACUGUGUAGAUACAGCAAUUUACUCAGAUAUAUCUGGAGGAGGUCACCCAUAUCUGACAGGUUUGGCAGUAGCUGGAGGAGCAUAUUAUCUUGGACUAGAAGGGGCUAUCUUUGGACCUAUUCUACUUUGCAUACUGGUGGUUGCCUCUAACAUCUAUCGUGCGAUGCUUGUAAGCCCAACGUCUACGUUGCCCACGCCUUCAUCAACCCCAUGGCCAUUACAGUUUCCCCGGCCAUUCAGAGAAAAUCUUCAGGAAAUGAAAUCCGCAAACGAAUAAUAAACUGAAACUAUCUUGAUAUCACCAACAUUAACCUUACAAAAGGUGGCCUUUAAGAUCCCUUCUAUGGCCUGUACUGAAGCAAAUAUGUUGCCAUGCUUUCUACAGCGAGGGAGUGU
Molecule: messenger RNA, 2855 nt
Organism: Spea bombifrons (plains spadefoot toad)
Lineage: Eukaryota; Metazoa; Chordata; Amphibia; Anura; Pelobatidae
Gene: TMEM245
Product: transmembrane protein 245
Exons: 19
Coding region: 49-2736 (895 amino acids)
Source: RefSeq, a predicted model, not a curated record